UCCCCCCCGCCGGUCUGGCUGUGAAAGCGGCGCCUCAGUCGCUCCGCAGUGUGCCCGGAGGUGGUGGUGGUGCUGGUGGUCUUCCUCCUCUUACGUUUCCUCCUCCUUUCGUUAAGUUUUCCUCACGGCAGCUCAAGGGGGAAACGGCUCCUUCGCAACGCCGCGAGCACCAUGCCCUACGAGCUGAACAGCGUGUUUGCCUGCCUGCCACAAGUGGAACGUGGCGUGCCCAAGGUACUGGGUGGGGACCCCAAGGGAGUCAACUUCCUCUACACCAAUGGGCGCAGCGUCAUCAUCCGCAACAUUGAGAACCCCGCAAUAGCGGACGUGUACACAGAGCAUGCACACUUCACCUCCGUCGCCAAAUAUGCGCCCAGUGGCUUCUACAUCGCCUCUGGAGACACCUCGGGCAAGGUGCGCAUCUGGGACACGACCCAGAAGGAGCACCUCCUCAAGUACGAGUACCAGCCAUUCGCGGGCCGCAUCAAGGACAUCGCUUGGACCGAGGACUCCAAGAGGAUUGCGGUGGUCGGCGAGGGGCGAGAGAAUUUUGGCGCCGUGUUUCUGUGGGACUCGGGCUCCUCGGUGGGUGAAAUCGUGGGCCACAGCAAGGUGAUCAAUAGCGUGGACAUCAAGCAGACGCGCCCGUACCGCCUCGUGACGGGCAGUGACGACAACAACGCCGCCUUCCUGCAGGGCCCGCCCUUCAAGUUCCAGUUCACCACGUCGGAUCAUUCCCGCUUUGUCAACAGUGUGAGGUUUUCGCCCAACGGCAACUUUUUUGCCACAGCCGGCGCAGAUGGACAGAUCUUUAUAUACGACGGGGCCUCCGGACAGAAGGUUUCCUCCCUGGGAGGCGAGAAGGCCCACGAUGGAGGCAUCUACGCGGUUUGCUGGAGUCCCGACAGCACCCAGCUCAUGUCGGCAUCGGGCGACCGCACGGUGCGGUUGUGGGACGUGGCCGCGGGCCGCGCCACCACCACCUUCACCAUGGGCGCCGAAGUCAACGACCAGCAGCUGGGCUGCCUCUGGCAGGGCCAGCACCUGUUGAGCAUCGGCCUGUCUGGCUACAUCCACUACCUGGACCGCAACAAUCCUAGCAAGCCAAUCCGCGUCAUCAAGGGACACAGCAAGUCCAUCCAGAGCUUGACGACGCACACCGGUUCGGGGUCUCCGACCAUCUACUCGGGCAGCUACGACGGCCAUAUCAAUUAUUGGGAUGCGAAGACUGGCGUCAAUGAUGGCUUCUCGGGGCACGGCCACACCAACCAGGUGUCUAAGUUGGUGGUGGAGCCCAAGAGCAACACCCUCGUGUCCUGCAGCAUGGACGACACCCUGCGCUUCACCGAUCUCAACAAGAAAUUGUACAGCCCCGGGGAGGCCGUGAAGCUUGACUCCCAGCCCAAGUGCGUGGCCGUGGGGCCUGGGGGUAUCACUGUGGCAACCUGCAUCGAGCAGGUUGUGCUGCUGAAGGACAAGAAGCGUGGCAUUGGUUUGGAGAACCCGGGUUACGAGCCUGAGGUGGUCGCCAUACACCGUGACGGGGUCACCGUCGCUGUUGGAGGCCAGGACUCCAAAGUGCACUUGUAUAAGGUGCAGGGCAACACCUUGGCGGACGCUGGUGUGGAGCCCCUCUCGGUCCACGGUGCAGUCAUGGAUGUGGCCUUCUCGCCAGACGGGACGUUCCUGGCCGUGGGCGACGCAAACAAAGUGGUCUCCAUCUUCAGCGUGGCCGACGGCUACAAGUUGGAGAAUUCCUACUAUGGCCACCAUGCCAAGGUAGUGUGCUUGGCGUGGUCACCCGACAGCCACCACUUGGCUUCCAGUGGCAUGGACAUGAUGGUGUACGUCUGGACGAUCGGUCAAAUGGACAAUAAAGUCAGGAUGGCAGACUGCCACCGCAUGAACCACGUAAGCGGGCUGUCGUGGCUGGACGAGCACACCCUCGUCACCACUUCGCACGACGCCUGCAUCAAGCAGUGGACCAUCACCUUCAAAUAAUGCGCCUGCCUUCCCCUUCGCACGCGAGUGGAGACCCUGCACCCCCCGUCAAGUCUGGAGCCGCUCAGCCAGCCAUUGGUUUAUUUGUCAUCCAUGGAUCACGACAUCAACACUUCAUAACAAUAGGCAGUUUGGUAAACAAAAAAAGUGGAAUAUUUUAUUCUGCCUGUCAUCCUGGAUAGAUUGAGUACCAAUUUAUGCAAUGUGCUCUGGUUGCAACGGUCCUUGCCUAAUGAAAAUGUAGAAUUUCCGCUGGCUCAGGAGCACACCACCCUAUUGAUAAUUUGAGCUGGGAGACACUUGACUUUUUACAUCACCAAUUACUUUCUUGAAAUGAUUAACUUUGUUCAGUGUGAUUGUUGGUUAAGUGCAGGUGACUCCUGACUUUGUCUUGACUGCAUGGGAGAGGUGUCUGGGGAGCGAGUUGUCUCGUCAACCUGAAUCAUGUUUCAUAAAUAUGCAUCGAUGAUAUUUUUGUUUGCGUUUUUUCCUUGCUUUCUUACAAUUUCUACAAAGCAUUGAUAUACAUUUGGAGAAAAAAAUGUCAGUCAUUGUGCUGCUUAGAAUGGUGAACAUUCCAAAGGGAUAUAUUUUGUUUGGUACUCGGUGAUUGGUGUAAACACUUAACUUAAUUGAUUGUUCUAAUGGUUAGUGGUGAGAAUGCACGUGGUGUGCAGCUACUGUAUUUUUAAUAAGGAAGCUGGGUUGGUGUGUUUUUGCCUGCUGUCUUGCUGGAGUAAUGGAGUUAUAGCACUACAUCUUUAGAAUGGUUAUUAAAUGACCAGAUCUUGAAAGUGGCACUUGUGAUAUUGUUAACAGAAUGUGUACCCCGAGUGAUUUGCAACAAUAAAAUGCCAUUUGUUCAUUGUGGCCCACA
Molecule: messenger RNA, 2878 nt
Organism: Petromyzon marinus (sea lamprey)
Lineage: Eukaryota; Metazoa; Chordata; Hyperoartia; Petromyzontiformes; Petromyzontidae
Product: WD repeat-containing protein 1-A-like
Biological process (GO): actin filament depolymerization; locomotion; sarcomere organization
Cellular component (GO): cortical actin cytoskeleton
Molecular function (GO): actin filament binding
Source: RefSeq, a predicted model, not a curated record